Messenger RNA from Wasmannia auropunctata (little fire ant), 601 nucleotides. It is a transcript of the gene bcn92, whose product is annotated as LYR motif-containing protein 4. The record is from RefSeq and is a predicted model, not a curated record. Lineage: Eukaryota; Metazoa; Arthropoda; Insecta; Hymenoptera; Formicidae. Gene Ontology annotation, biological process: iron-sulfur cluster assembly. Gene Ontology annotation, cellular component: mitochondrion; L-cysteine desulfurase complex. The coding region runs from base 21 to 302 and encodes 93 amino acids. The transcript is spliced from 2 exons.
AUCCUUAGUUUUAAUAAACAAUGAGCCUUAGUCGAGACGCGAUUCUGAGCCUUUAUCGGAAUUUAAUCCGGGAAAGCAAAAAAUGGAGCUCGUACAAUUACAGAAUGUAUGCUCUGCGAAAAGUACGGCACGAGUUCAAAGAGAACAAAGCGUUAGAAGAUGAGGAAAAGGUUAGACAAUGUUACGGAAAAGGACAGGAGGCACUGUCGAUGAUCAAGAAGCAGGCCAUACUGGGCAAUCUCUACAGCACUAGGCCCUUAGUGAUUGAAACCAAAAGCAAACUGCACUCUACAAUAAAAUAGAGAAUACAAUUGCAGUUAUUUUUUAUUUAAUAUUGCAUCUGUACCAUUUAAUUUUAAUAUCAUGAGGCAGACUCGACAAGUUAGGGAGAGUAUAAUUACUGAAUCUACCAAAAACAAUUUGAAACUUUAAUUAUUUGAUCAAUUCUUCUUAUAUUGAUACAAAUUCAGCAAUUCCUGUAGCAAAAGAUAUUUCAUUUAUAUGUACAUUUUGAAGUAUUUUUGUACUUAUACAUGCGUUGGUAUAUUAGAUAAUGUAAAUGCUUUUCAAAUUGUUAAAUAAAAUUUUGUUAAUAUCGUAA